Messenger RNA from Necator americanus (New World hookworm), 270 nucleotides. RefSeq lists its product as uncharacterized. The record is from RefSeq and is a predicted model, not a curated record. Bases 1 to 270 code for a protein of 89 amino acids. Lineage: Eukaryota; Metazoa; Nematoda; Chromadorea; Rhabditida; Ancylostomatidae. The transcript is spliced from 3 exons.
AUGCUUGCUGAUGCGAUUGAAUUGAGGAAUAUUUGUGAAGAGGAUCUCGAAAAAAGUGCGCACAGCAUUCAAUUCAUGGAACCCAAAUUACGCCUGUGGGUCAUAUUCUCCUCUACACAACUAGCCUCAGAGCGUCCAUGUACUCCUCUGUGGCUGCCGGGCACCACAGCCCCAAGCUGGAAGAUGGCCGACAAGUUGGUGGUGACAGUUUCAUGUGGUAGUGUAAAAUGGUCAACUUCGAGGAUUCAGGGCGAUAGCGACUACAAAUGA